AUGGAUAUAGCCCUUGUAGGUAUAUUUAUAUGCUUUAUUGGCUCGUUUCUAGGCGCAUUAGGAGAUAAAUUUGUUCACGAUAGUUAUAGUAAAGACGAAAAUGAAAAUUAUAAAAUAUCAAAGAAUAACUUAUGGAUAUUAGGGAUAUUAUUAAGUGUUGUAAUCGAUUCUUCUUUUACUAUGAUUGCUUUAUAUUUUACUUCGGCUGCAUUAGUCACUCCGUUUGCUGGAGUUCAUAUAUUAUGGAAUAUUAUAAUUACAAAUAUAUGUUUAAAAAUAAGAACAAGAUUACAUCAAUAUAUGGGAAGUUUAUUUUUAAUAUGUGGUAUAAUUUUCAUUAUUACUUUUUCAGAAAAGAAAGUUGAUAUUAAUAAUAUGAAUGAUUUGAUAAGUAUGUAUAGUCAAACUAAAGUUAUCGUUUACCUAGUUUGUGUUUUUUCUAUAAUAAUUAUUUUAUUAAUCAUGUGUUUAAUUCCAUUAUGUUUUCAGAAUAUGAAUAAUAUAAAAUAUCUGAGAAAACUAAAGUUUUUAUAUUCUAGAAAAUUCAUGAGUACUCAAAAAUUAUAUGAUAAAUCUUUUAUUCAAAAAAUUAGAAGAGAUACAAAAUCAUUUGAAAAAAAUUUUCUCUAUAAAAACAAAGAUUACAGUAAGAACUCAAUUCAUUAUUCUAAUAAUCAUAAUAACACUAAUGAUAAUGUAACAGUUGAUAAUGGUGAUAAUAUAUGUAAUAAUGAAGAUAGCAUAUUUAUUAGGGAUGAUAAUUCACCUAUUUUUUUAAAAUCAGAAAAUAAAAAUAAUUUAGAUAAUGAAUUGAAUGAACAAUUAGGAGAAAAUUUAAGCUCUCUACCAAAUGAUAGUAUUGUUGUAAUAAAUAAACAUGAGAUAUACAUUAAUUUAAUGAAUAAUUUUUAUUCAAAAGAUUCUAUUAUAGAAUUAUCUAAGAAAAAAUUCUUUGCAACAGACUAUGAGAAAUUAAAAAAAUAUGAUUCUACUAAAAUUACAAAAAAAAAAAAUAUUUGUAAAAAAAAUUUGAAGGAUAAUAAAUCUAAUGCAUUUAAUAUAAAAAAAAAGUGUAAUGAAAAAGAAGAGAAACAUAAAUCUUCAUUAAUUAAUAAAAAAAUUAGGGAAUCAAGAAUCAGAAACAGAUUUUUUAUAUUUUUAAAAAAUAAAAUGAGAAAAAACACAAUUAAAAAAAAAAAAAAUAGUAGUAUAAAAUGUAUUGAUUUUUUUCAAAGUGAAUCAAAGAUCAGAAAUAAUAAAGAUGAAGAAAAAUACACAAUUAAUAAUAGUAACCAUUUAUUAUUACAUAGCAAUUCGCAAAUUUUAAAUUACGAUGAAAAUAAGCAGAAAAAAAAACCUAAACUAUGUGAAAAAGGGAAUGAGUCUUUUUAUUACAUAGAUAGUCAUAGUACGAAAAGUAGUAAAGUAAUUGAAAUAGAUGAAGAGAAUGAUAUUAUAAUGAUACAAUGUAAUGAUAAUAUUGAAAUCAAUAAUUAUCAUCAAAAUGAAAUUAACCAUGAAAAUAGUACAAAGAAGAAGAAAAAAAUAAAGGAAAAUAAAAAUUGCAAAGCAAAAAAUGCUCAUCCUUUAAAAUAUUUUGAAAAAAAUCAUAAUACUUCAAUAAUAAAUACCUUAAAUGAUAAUAAUAAUAAUAAUAAUGAGGAUGUUGAUAUUAAUAAUAAUGAUGAUAUUAUCAAUAGUGAUAAUGAUAUUAAUAAAAAUGAUAAUAAUAGUAAUAAUAAUAUUAAUACUAAUCAUUUUCAAUAUAUGUCUUUUAUAACAGCUAUUUACAUAAUACCAAAAAAAUCAAAAAAAAUUUACACUGAAACUAUUUAUUAUAGAAUUUAUUGUAGUACCUUGUGUGGUAUAUCUGGUGGAUUAGUAAAUAUAUUUUUUGAACAGAUAAUAGGAGUAUUUUCACAAGAGAAAUUUCAUAUGUUUGAAUAUUUUUUUUCAUAUUUUUUAAUUUUCUUAGCCUUAUUUUGUAUAUCUAAUCAACUAAUAUUUUUAAAUGUAGCCUUAUCUCAUUUUAGCGUUACUUCAGUUAUUCCUUUAAUUAUGUCUAGUAUUGUUUUUUUCAGCAGCUUAACUACUAUUAUUAUGCAGUUAAAAGGAAGCAAGAUUGAGAUUAUAAAUGCUUUGUCAUUUUCUUUUGGUGUUUUGUUAGUUAUUGUAGGAAUACUUUAUUUGCAAUAUAAUAUAAAUGAUUUAAUUAUAAAACGUAUAAAAAAAAAAAAAAAGUAA
Molecule: messenger RNA, 2244 nt
Organism: Plasmodium relictum
Lineage: Eukaryota; Apicomplexa; Aconoidasida; Haemosporida; Plasmodiidae
Product: conserved Plasmodium protein, unknown function
Exons: 1
Coding region: 1-2244 (747 amino acids)
Biological process (GO): magnesium ion transport
Cellular component (GO): membrane
Molecular function (GO): magnesium ion transmembrane transporter activity
Source: RefSeq, a predicted model, not a curated record